AUGAAUGUCGGAGGCUUAAUUAGAGAGGAGUGCUACGGCUGCGCCAGUCCCUCCGACACCGUCGCGCUAUACACCUGUGCAUCGCGUACCCCGUCGCACGCGCACCCGCUCGUCCGCACGCAAGCGCAUCUUUCUACUUCAACCAUACGACAUUUCUCUGAGAUGAGCCGGCAUAUUUGCUUGGUGGCUGCCGCCUUCCUAGCAGCACUUUGCGUAGUGGAUGCUCAGAGACGUCUCGCUUUACCAGACCCAAGAAGCUGCGCCAAUAGAGUCCGUCACUCGACGUACCGUGAUGCCCGAGGAGUCCUCCAUUCGUACUUCUUCAGUUGGGAGCACGCCCCUACUCGAAACUUAGAGGUAGACUGGCUUGACGCUAGGAACAUCUGUCGCCGUCAUUGUAUGGACGCCGUCUCGCUGGAGACCCCACAGGUACAUACCUAUGUAUAUGUAUGA
Messenger RNA from Arctia plantaginis, 453 nucleotides. The record is from the annotation of a GenBank genome assembly. NCBI's taxonomy places the organism in Eukaryota, Metazoa, Arthropoda, Insecta, Lepidoptera, Erebidae.